Molecule: messenger RNA, 5664 nt
Organism: Carica papaya (papaya)
Lineage: Eukaryota; Viridiplantae; Streptophyta; Magnoliopsida; Brassicales; Caricaceae
Source: RefSeq, a predicted model, not a curated record
AAUAAAAGCAAAAUAGAAGAUGGAAGUAAAAUAAAUAAAAUGAAAUCACGAUGGGUUCUCGAGAAGAUGGAGAUCUUCUUGCAGAAGCAAGAACCUGAAUUUCGCAUUUUGCUAAAAUGAAAGAGCGAAAUCGGAAGAACUCGCGUUUCCAUCUGAUUCGUGUCUAACAUUAGAAAUUUAUACCUAUAUAUAUGUAUAUGUAUCAGCGUAUAUUCAUGCGCUUGUUCUCCUCUUUCACUUUGGAAUUGUUCUUUUCAUCCACGUGGAAAUAGCAACCAGCUGUCGGCUUCCUGCUUUCCUUCUUCUUUUCUCUAUUUUCCCUUUCUUUUUGGUGGGCUUUUUUGAUUGAAAAUCAAGGUGUAUAAUGGCUUCUUCAAGCUCAGUUCCGGUCCCAGAGGCGGUACAGGUACUGGCCUCAUCCCUCGCCGAUGAAUCUCCCAGUGUCAGAAAAGCCUCCAUGGCGUCGCUUAAAGACAUUGCUGCACUAAAUCCACUUCUGGUUCUUGACUGUUGCUCUGCAGUGUCACGAGGAGGACGGCGGCGUUUCGGCAAUAUGGCUGGGGUUUUUCAAGUAAUGGCAUUCAGUGUUCAAGCAUUAGAUACAAGAGAUAUUGAUAAAGGUUUUAUGGCAAAACUCGCUAAGAUUGCUACUGCUGAGAUUAUCUCCUCUAAGGAACUAAAUGCUGACUGGCAAAGGGCAGCAGCAAGACUACUUGUUUCAAUAGGCUUGCAUUUUCCUGACCUUAUGAUGGAAGAGAUUCUUCUUCAUCUCUCAGGGCCAAGUCCAGCUUUGCCAGCCAUGGUUCAAAUCCUUGCAGACUUCGCUUCUGCUGAUGCUUUUCAGUUCAUUCCACGGCUGAAAGAUGUACUUUCACGAGUUUUGCCUAUUCUUGGCAAUGUGCGAGAUGUGCACCGACCAAUAUUUGCGAAUGCAUUCAAAUGUUGGUGUCAGGCUGCCUGGCAAUUUAGUGUGGAUUUUCCUUUGCAUUCCCAUCUUGAUGGUGAUGUCAUGUCAUUUCUGAAUUCUGUCUUUGAGCUUUUAUUGAGAGUUUGGGCAACUUCUCGGGAUCUCAAGGUUCGAGUAGCUUCUGUGGAAGCAUUGGGUCAGAUGGUGGGUCUUAUCACUCGGACACAAUUGAAGUCUGCUUUACUGCGACUUAUCCCUACUAUAUUGGAAUUAGAGGCGGGUUGUACGAAUCCUUAUAAGUUACUUUUACCUUUGGUAGAGGAUGAUAGAUUGAGCAGUCGCAUGUUAAUGAUGGACCUCACAGUUGUACUUUCAACACUUCUUCCUGUUGUCUGCACUAAUAGUGACAGCAAAGACCACUCAGAAUUUUCUGUUGGAUUGAAGACAUACAAUGAAAUUCAACGUUGUUUUCUGUCUGUUGGAUUGGUGUAUCCUGAGGAAUUAUUUACUUUCCUUCUGAAUAAAUGCAGGAUAAAAGAAGAACCUUUGACUUUUGGAGCUCUUUGUGUUUUAAAGCAUCUCCUACCCAGGUCAUCUGAAGCUUGGCACACUAAAAGGCCUUUGCUUGUCGAUACCGUGAAGUCCUUGCUAGAUGAACAAAAUUUAGGUGUCCGAAAGGCUCUUUCAGAGUUGAUUGUGGUUAUGGCUUCACACUGCUACUUGGUUGGUCUGUCCGGGGAGUUGUUCGUUGAAUAUCUUGUACGUCAUAGUGCUAUAUCGGAUGAGGAUCUUGAGAGCUCCAAGGUGAGUUUAAAGGUGAAGAUGGGAUCAAUUUGUCUAACACAGCUAAGAGCAAUUUGUGAAAAGGGUCUUCUUUUGCUGACUAUUACAAUCCCUGAAAUGGAGCAUAUUCUUUGGCCUUUUCUGUUGAAGAUGAUCGUACCGCGGGAAUAUACUGGUGCAGCUGCCACGGUUUGCAGAUGCAUCUCGGAAUUAUGCAGACAUAGAUCUUCUUCUAACAAUACCAUGCUCAGUGAGUGUAAAGCUCGGGAUGAUAUCCCGAAUCCUGAGGAAUUGUUUGCCCGCUUGGUGGUUCUUUUGCAUGAUCCUCUGGCGAGAGAUCAAUUGGCAACUCAGAUUUUGACAGUUCUUUGUUAUUUGGCACCUCUUUUUCCAAGGAAUAUCAACUUGUUCUGGCAAGAUGAGAUUCCAAAAAUGAAGGCAUAUGUUUGUGAUACAGAAGAUCUGAAGUCAGACCCUUCAUAUCAGGAGAGAUGGGAUGACAUGAUAAUUAAUUUUCUUGCAGAAUCUUUGGAUGUGAUUCAAGACAAUGAUUGGGUGACUUCUCUUGGAAAUGCUUUCGCUAGACAAUAUGUACUUUACACAGCUGAUGACGAACAUGCAGCAAUUCUUCAUCGGUGCCUGGGAGUGCUUCUUCAGAAAAUCAGUGACAGGGUUUAUGUUCGUGAAAAGAUUGACUGGAUGUACAAACAAGCUGAUAUAGCUAUUCCAAUGAAUAGGCUUGGUUUGGCAAAAGCGAUGGGAUUGGUUGCAGCAUCCCACUUAGAUACGGUGUUAGAAAAGCUGAAAGACAUUCUGGAUAAUGUUGGGCAAAGUUUUUUCCAAAGACUUUUAGCUUUCUUCUCUGGUAGCUGUAAAACGGAAGAUUCUGAUGAUAUACAUGCUGCUUUAGCUCUGAUGUAUGGAUAUGCAGCAAGAUAUGCUCCAUCAACAGUUAUUGAAGCCAGAAUAGAUGCCCUUGUUGGAACUAAUAUGCUUUCACGGCUUCUUCAUGUUCGGCAUCCUACGGCAAAGCAGGCUGUUAUAACUGCUAUUAACUUACUAGGUUGUGCCGUCAUUAAUGCUUCAGAUAAUGGUGCAUCAUUUCCAUUGAAGAGAAGAGAUGUGAUGCUUGACUACGUCUUAACUUUAAUGGGCCGAGAUGAAAAUGAUGGUGUUACUGACUCUAGUCUUGAACUUCUACACACACAGGCCCUUGCAUUAAGUGCCUGCACUACCUUGGUUUCUGUUGAACCAAAGCUGACAAUUGAAACUAGAAAUCAUGUUAUGAAGGCGACUUUAGGGUUCUUUGCUUUACCAAACGAUCCAGCAGAUGUUAUCAAUCCCCUUAUAGACAAUCUCAUCACUCUCCUUUGUGCAAUUCUUCUUACAAGUUUUGCACAUUCUGAGACAACUGAUCAGUAUGUUUCUUCACUUAUUGAGUACCAAAGAAGAAGAGGUGGUCUGCCGUGCAUGAGAUCCUCAUCAAGUUUAGAAUGCUUUUGUGCCAGUGGCUAUUGUGCACUUGGCUGCCGCAUAAGUUGCACUCACAACAAAACAAUUGAACGUCCUCUGCAUGGGAAUUUUUCUAACCUACCAUCUGCAUUUGUUUUGCCAAGUCGUGAAGCUCUGUCUUUGGGAGAUAGGGUCAUAAUGUAUCUUCCUCGUUGUGCGGACACAAACUCUGAAGUUCGAAAGAUUUCUGCCCAGAUUCUUGAUCAACUCUUCAGCAUCUCUCUGUCUCUUCCUAGGCCUGGAGGUUCUAUUAUCGGCAUAGAUAUAGAAUUGUCCUACAGUGCUUUAUCCUCCCUUGAGGAUGUCAUAGCCAUCUUGAGAAGUGAUGCUUCUAUUGAUCCAUCUGAGGUUUUUAACAGAAUUGUUUCCUCUGUCUGCAUUUUACUAUCUAAGGAUGAGCUUGUUGCUGCCCUGCAUGGAUGUACUGCAGCUAUUUGUGAUAAGGUCAGGCACUCAGCUGAAGGGACUAUCCAAGCUGUUAUUGAGUUUGUUGUAAAAAGGGGAAAUGAACUGAGUGAAAUUGACAUCUCAAGGACGACUCAGUCUUUACUUUCUGCUGCGAUUCAUGUAACUGAGAAGCACCUACGUUUAGAAGCUCUUGGGGCUAUUUCUUCUCUGGCUGAGAGCACCCAAUCAAGAAUUGUAUUCAACGAAGUAUUGGCUGCUGCAGCGAAGGACAUAGUUACAAAGGAUAUAUCUAGAUUACGUGGUGGUUGGCCCUUGCAAGAUGCAUUCUACGCCUUUUCACAACACACGGAGCUUUCCUCUUUGUUCCUCGCACAUCUUAUAUGUGCCCUUGACCAGAGUCCAGUCCUUAGAGGUGAUUUAGAGAAGGCAGAGAGUUCAAGUCAUUUUGCUGAAACUAAGUUGGAGGAUGACAUUCUGCAAGCAGCUAUUUUUGCUAUGACGGCCUUUUUCAGAGGUGGUGGUAAAGUUGGAAAGAAAGCUGUUGAAGGGAGAUAUGCUUCUGUUGUGGCUGCACUUACACUGCAGUUAGGGAGUUGUCAUGGUCUAGCAAGUUCGGGUCAGCAUGAACCAUUACGAGCUCUUCUGACUGCUUUCCAGGCUUUCUGUGAAUGUGUUGGAGACAUUGAGAUGGGAAAGAUCUUGGCUAGAGAUGGGGAACAAAAUGAAACGGAGAAAUGGAUUAAUCUUAUUGGAGAGAUUGCUGGGAGUAUUUCUAUUAAGAGACCUAAAGAGGUUCAAAGUAUAUGCGAAAUUUUGACUAAAUCGUUGAGCUGGUCACAUAGAUUUCAAAGAGAAGCUGCAGCUGCAGCACUGUCAGAGUUUGUACGCUAUAGUGGCGGCUUUAGUUCUCUAUUGGAACAGAUGGUUGAGGUAUUAUGUCGACAUGUUUCAGAUGAGUCUUCAACUGUUAGACGCCUUUGUUUAAGAGGGUUGGUGCAGAUACCAUCUGUUCAUAUUUCUCAGUAUACCACUCAGGUUCUUGGUGUAAUAUUAGCGUUGCUCGAUGAUUCAGAUGAAUCUGUGCAACUAACUGCUGUUUCAUGUGUAUUAAUGGUUCUUCAAUCAUCAUCCAAAGAUGCAGUAGAACCCAUUUUGCCAAACUUAUCUGUUCGGCUACGCAAUCUUCAGAUAAGCAUGAAUGCAGAGAUGAGAGCCAAUGCCUUUGCAGCAUUUGGAUUACUAAGCGCCUAUGCAGCUGGGACAAAUCAGGAGGCAUUUCUUGAGCAGGUACAUGCUACCCUCCCACGGUUGAUCCUACAUCUACACGAGGAUGAUUUAAGUGUUCGACAAGCUUGCCGGAGCACUCUCAAGCGAAUUGCUUCUCUAAUGGAAGUAGAAGGAUCACACGCUCUAUUCGAUUCACAUUGUUUUAAUUCCGAGCGCCGAAAUGACUACGUGGAUUUUAUAAGAGACCUUUCACGGUAUUUCACUCAACAUUCCUCCAGAGUUGACACCUAUAUGUCAUCGACCAUACAGGCUUUUGAUGCUCCUUGGCCAAUAAUCCAGGCAAAUGCGAUUUACUUCUCCAGCAGCAUGCUAUCAUUCUCAGAUGAUCAGCACUUAUUGGCUCUUUACUAUCCACAGGUUUUUGGGGUGCUGGUGACCAAGCUAAGUCGCUCAGCAGAUGCAGUUGUUAGGGCAGCGAGUUUGUCAGCCCUGGGCUUGUUACUUAAAUCAACUAGUUCACUUUCAUGGAAAACUGCUCGACUGGAAAAACCGGACUCGGGCAGGAAGGAUUCAGAUUCUAGCAAGAAAUAGCAAUGUGCAAAAGAGAAUGAAAUGAUUCUGUUUAUUACCACUCAAUCCCACGCUCCUUCCUGUGAUUUGAUUUGACCCCCGUGGACAUGAUUCUGGUAGGCAAACAGAAUGGGGAAAUUUGAGAUGUGAAUAUAUGAUUAUAAGUGGUGCAUUGGAGCUGGUUCAUGUAAAAAGAAAGGUACAAACAGUUGCAUUGGGAAGCAGGCUAAACUAGGUAGGCAAACAGAGUGGGGAAA